Molecule: messenger RNA, 1297 nt
Organism: Aphanomyces astaci
Lineage: Eukaryota; Oomycota; Saprolegniomycetes; Saprolegniales; Verrucalvaceae
Exons: 5
Coding region: 7-570 (187 amino acids)
Biological process (GO): intraciliary retrograde transport
Cellular component (GO): intraciliary transport particle A; cilium
Source: RefSeq, a predicted model, not a curated record
CCAAAAAUGAGCGACGCAGACGAGAAGGCCACGCCGCGCAGUUCGCGCGGGUCCGCCAAAGGUGGCAAGGAUGAUAAAGAUGACAUGGACCUUCAGAUGCAAGACAUCAACUCAGACGACAAAGGGGUUCCUCCGAAGCGAACGAGUGGAUGGGGAGAUACCACACAUGCAGACACGUCUCGAUCCAGUACUGCCGCGUCCGAAGGAGGCAGCGGCGACGCCGCUGAGAGCAAACGUGGACGGCGCCGAAAGGAAGAGAAAGCUGAAGCAGCGAAGCCAAAGAACAAGCAUUUCGACGACGACGGUGAAACCACUGAGCUCAUGGAGAUCCCGGACUUGGAGGAGGAGGAACGAGAGCCCGACAUCACCACCCAAAUUGCCGAUGCGCCACGCAACACGACUCGUGUGGUGCAGUCGCUCAAGGAACUCGAACGCGACGUCAAGUACUCAUUGCCAACGACUGCCGGCGUGGACCUGCAAAUCCUGACCAGUUUCCUCUGCCCCCAGAAAGCUGUACUACCAUCACACCAUAUAAAGGCGACAUUCAUUCCCAUGGAAAACAAAAUGUAGGUUCAAGAAGAUGACGAUGCAUGGGACUUCGACUCGCUCUUGCGCGAUGUGUUCCAAGAUGUGCAGAAGGAACAAGACGAAAAAGACAACCAAGACGAGGCCGAGCAAAAUGCCCCCGCGGUCACCCUCUCGUCGGCUAAAGCAUCCGUGGCGCCAUGAGAGAGCUUAGUGUAGACUGGUAUGAUGCAGGUUAGCAAUGAUUACUUCUUUUCCUUGACCACGACGAACUUGUGCUCGAUCGAGUAAAUCCCCACGGCCUGUUCGCCAUCUUCGUCGUACUCGGACCAGUCUUCCGCCAAGUUGACGUCGUGGAACGUGGCCGUGCCGCCCGCAGACGUGAGCGUGUACCCGCCUUCGGGGUACCACACCACGGGUUCGAGGCCGCGGCACUCAAAGCCCACGACAGGGACGAACUCGCCCGAGUCUUCUCCCUUGAUGGGGCGCGUGAGCUUCUUCACGUCGCGGACGAUCGUCAACUGGCUUUCCUUUUUCGCGCCAGGCCACUUCAUCAAGAAAUGCGCCUCGCCGCGGCCGCCCGACACUUCCAGCAGUUCGUCGUCGCACACCCACACGGCUUCACGCUUCUCUUCGCUCGUGGGCUCCUUAAUGUCCAAGCACCAUCGGUGGUUCACAGGGAACUCCCACAAAUCAAUCGCGUCCAAGUCCGCCUUCACAUACAGGACAUACAGCACCAUGGUCUGUCGUCAAUGGGAACGAAGGUUUGCUG